UUCGCAGAAGGAAAGUUUAAAAUAAUUUAUUAUUAUUCCGUAUUAUUAAGAGUAAUAAUAUUAAAAAAUGAGCAAACUGGACGUGGAGAAAAUAUGUCGUCUCUGUUGCGAGAAAAAAAGCCGUAUGCGUUCCCUGUUUGAGCAACGCCAAGAGUACCCACUCUCCUUGCAGCAGAUAAUUUUCGAUGUAUCACGGCUAGAGAUCGAACCCGAGGACGGAAUGCCACAGAAGAUUUGCAAAUGGUGUGUCACCAACCUGCUGAAGAUUCACGAAUCAAUCGAGCUCAUCCGGAAAAAUGAUCUAAAGCUAAGAAAUCAGCUGGCCGGACCGUUGCUGAUCGAAAUCAAACAAGAAGAAGAAGAGAUGGACAUGGCAUUGCUGGAGAAGGUCCUUACGCAUGAUUUGAAAGUUGAUGAUAUCUGCGUUAAACAGGAAGUUAUGGAGGAAUACCUAGAUGAGGAACUGUGCGAAGAAAACGAAGUCAAUGGCAAAAAUGAUGAGAGCGUUGUUAAUAUUGAAAUUGAAGAAGACAUUGCCACAUCAGGCAAGGAGGACGACGCGUGGAGGCCAAUAGAGCAUGAUAAUGAAGAUAAGGAUCCCCCGGUAAAAAAAUAUCGUCGUAGAACAAAGCAAGAGAAGGAUGCUAAAGGUAAACGGAAACUUGGACGCUCACGCAAGAAGGUUGUAGAUCGACCUCGAUUACACGAUUACAAAUGUUAUAUUUGCAAAAGUGAGUCGCACGGAUCGCCAGAAGCUCUAAUUGCGCAUCUGAACAGUAGUCAUACGGAUAAAGUGCCUUACACUUGCCCAGAGUGUGUUAUGGAGACGGUUGUUAUUAAAGGCGUUCAAGGACUGAAUGCUCAGAUGAGACAACAUUUGAAUCCGGAAAAAUGUGCAUAUUGUGACAAGCGGUUUAGCGACAAACGAAGUCUUGCGCAACACGUGCAGACGUAUCAUAUGGAUGGCGAUGCCCAAUGCCAGUCCACGUGUAAAUACUGUGGCGAAGUGUAUGCUUCCAAGGCCUCACUUCUGCAUCAUAUGAAACUGCAUACCAAUGCAGCGAGUUGCGAGAUUUGUGGUAAAGUUUUUAAGGAGCGGUCGAAACUACGAUUGCACAUACAACGCAAGCACGAAAAGCUAAAAAAACAUGAGUGCUCUAUUUGUAAUAAGAAACUUGCAUCAUUGGACAGUGUCCAAAUGCACAUAAAAACUUAUCAUUCGACCCAGGUGUUCAAAUGUAGUUACUGUCCAAAAACGUUUGGAUCAGAGUCAUCACACCGAUCCCACGAGAAGAAACAUAUCGAAAAUCCGGAAUAUGUUGUUAAGAAGGAUUGGACAGAGUACUACAGCAUUGUCGAGGGACAAGAAGAAAAGCAAGGUGCUAAAAAGAAAAAAUGCCACCUUUGUGGAACGGUUACCACAGCAAUGUUCUUCCAUUUAUCUUCGGCGCAUUUUCCGACCGAGUACCGUUGUACAAUCUGCGGUGACAUUUUCAAACGUAAGCAAACCUAUGAUACCCAUGUACUGGAGCACGAAUAUGGAAAAGCAUACCAAUGCCCGAUCUGUGAGCGCAAAUUUUCCCUUAAGAAGAAUCUUAUAAUCCAUCUUCGGACGAAGAAGCAUCAGGAUCAUCCACUAGCUCAGUCACUGGAUUGGCUGGGGGUUAGUACCGUAAAGUCAAAACCAAAGAAGCCCAUAGAAGUAAAUGAUGAUGCACAGGACGGCGCACAGAUCGAAGAUCGAGAGCUGAAUGCUGAUAGUAUGUAGUCAAAUUUCGAAUGUUUCAAUACAAUUAUUGUAUGUUUCUAUGCAUCGAGUAAAUGCGAAUGUAUAUAAAUAAUUCUAGGGUUCAGAAUCAUAAGAGCGAUCGAUUCUUUUCACAGAUUUUGUUAAUAGCUUGGUUGGAUUAAUGUUGCUUUUGAUAGCAAAUACAACUUUACACUGUAGGAAAAUAUGUUCACUUAAUGAGAAAAUCGAUGAAGAGAAUCGGUCAUCGCUGUUAGACCCUUAUGAUUCUGAACGCUAGAAAUUAACCAAAUAAAUCGAUGACUGUAGACGGACAUAAAAAGUGUAAAAAGUAGCUCGCAACUUUGAGUAGACUUGA
Molecule: messenger RNA, 2105 nt
Organism: Ochlerotatus camptorhynchus
Lineage: Eukaryota; Metazoa; Arthropoda; Insecta; Diptera; Culicidae
Product: zinc finger protein 260-like
Exons: 3
Coding region: 68-1768 (566 amino acids)
Biological process (GO): regulation of transcription by RNA polymerase II
Cellular component (GO): chromosome; nucleus
Molecular function (GO): zinc ion binding; chromatin insulator sequence binding
Source: RefSeq, a predicted model, not a curated record